AUGCGUCUCUCAAGCUUAAUUUCUAUCUUCGCAACAGUCACGGCAAUUGGAGUCGUGGACGCUGUUAGUCUCCCCCCUCAUGUGCCCAGAGAUGUCGUAGCGUUUCGCGAAACGCAUCCAUAUUCGGCUCCGGAUCAUAAAUGUAGGCGAAAAGUGACUAUCCGACCCUCAGCCCACGAGAAGGAUGAUGUGUCAGAAGAAUUCAAGAAGGGAAUUCUUAAAGCCAACAAUGGCGGUACACUCUAUUUGGCCAAGGGUAAGACAUAUGUGAUUGGCAAGGUUCUAGACCUGACUGGCUUGAACGAUAUUCAUGUUCAUCUGGAGGGUGAAAUCCGAUUCACAAAUGAUGUUGAAUACUGGCAAGAGAAUGCCUGGUAUCAUCCGUUCCAGAAGUCCAUAAUGUUCUGGAAAUGGGGAGGCAAAGAUAUCAAGAUAUACGGAGAUGGGGUAAUUGAAGGCCAAGGGCAACGGUGGUGGAACGAAUUUGACUGGGGCAUUGGCUCGAUUCUCAACCCCAAUAAUAAGUACUACAGACCGAUUCUGUUUUACGCUGAGAAUACUACCAAUCUGGAAGUCUCUGGCAUUCAUCUCAAGGAUUCGCCAUGCUGGAAUAACUUCAUCGUCAGCUCUAACAAUGUCCGUUACAACGAUGUGAUUGCAACAGCUCUUUCCAACAACGGGAGUGUUAUUCCCAAAAAUACCGAUUUCAUGAACACGAUGAAUACAUCGGGUGUGUAUAUCGAGAGGACCUGGGUAAACAUCGACGACGACUGUUUCUCUCCCAAGCCUAACAGCUCGAACCUUUACGUGAAUACCAUGUAUUGCAAUGGAACACACGGCCAGUCUAUGGGCUCUCUUGGCCAGUAUCAUGGAGAAGUUUCUAACGUACACGAUGUGCACAUCGAGAAUGUUUGGAUGAUGAAUGGAGAUUACUCCGGUGCUCGGAUCAAGGUCUGGGCCGGAAAAGAGGUUGGCACCGGCUAUGUCAACAAUGUUACCUUCAAGAACUUUUGGGUUGCUCGUAUGGACUAUGGAAUCUUCAUGGAUUCAUGUUACUUCAACAUUUCCACUGAGGAGUGCAACAAAUACCCAGCAGGGAUGGAUAUCACAAACAUACGCUUCGAAAAUUUCACAGGCUAUACCUCAGGUGUGUACGGGGAUGCGGUUGCUCGCUUGUCCUGCUCAAGCAGUGAGACAGCUAUUUGCGAGAACAUUACUGUCUCGGACUUCAAUGUGCAGUCACCAUGUGGCGGAAAGCCCGUGAUCAUUUGUGACGGAAUCGACAACGUCGGGGUUGACUGCGUUCCGUAUGAGCGCGAGGAGGCGCAAAACGCCCUCAAAGCCAAGUGCAAGACACCAAUCGCGGAUAUUAAUCUCAGCCCUUGGGGAGGUAGUCAUGUGAAGGGCAAGAAGGAUGCAUAUCAUCCUCUCUCACAUUACGUUACUUGA
Messenger RNA from Clonostachys rhizophaga, 1449 nucleotides. The record is from the annotation of a GenBank genome assembly. Lineage: Eukaryota; Fungi; Ascomycota; Sordariomycetes; Hypocreales; Bionectriaceae.